AUGGCCGGCAGUCUAAAUAAAGUUUUGCAAGAGACUUUCAGCGUUGACGGGAACUCCAAUUUCAAUGUUAACGACGUUUGUGAUGGAAUUGCCAAAGAAAUUGACACAGAAGUUUUGUUUUAUGACCAGUUACAGCAGUUGGCUAUAGAUAAAGGUACGAAUGAUAAUUUAUCUUAUUGUUUAUGUGUUUAGAAGCUGAAAGUUUAUCAGAAAACAGCGAAGAAGCAGAAGAAAAGGAAAACAAAAAAACAGAUGAACAACAAGUCAGUAGGCCAAAAAGCUUGAGGAGAAGAGUGUUGGAAAUCAGUCAAAGAUGUGCUGCAGCUAAAACAAAUGUUGAGGACUCGAAAAUGACCGAAUCAGCGGGGAAAUCAGCUAAAAAUAACGGUGUGGAAGGUGAACAGAGAAGAAACGAUAAAGACAUCGAUCCAAUGAAGCCAGAACUAAAAGAAGAAGUUGUCACCGAAAGAACCAUCAUGAGGUUAAAUCAGAUCUUUGAAGAUUUUGUUCACGACGUGAUUCGUAUGGAGCUUCAGAUGGUUUUCGAAAAUUCAUACAACGAGACAGCAAAACGCUUUCGUCGAGAGUUUGUGAAUCCAAAGACAGGAGCUCUGUAUAACACCAGAAAUGCGUUUGAUUUUGUGUUUAAGAAGGUACAAGCAUCUUUUGAUAGCUUAUCAAAGGCUCCUGAACCUACGUUUUCACAAGAGAUAUUGACGAUGUUGAAGAAGAUGUCAGUUUUGUCGGCAUCAUCGAUUGGAAUGUUGUUCAAGUCAGGGAUUGAGAAGUUUAAACCAAAGCAUUUGGAGUUGUUUCUGAACUCCAGAGACGAGCUGGCUGGUCUUUACUUCCUGAUGCAUGUUUAUUUUACAUUGUUCAAGAACGCCUCGUAUCCUGUGAUUGAUCCUGAUCAGUUCGAGGUGAAAGAGAGCCACGAAUUAGAGAAAGUCGCAUCUGAAGAUGAAUUUAUGGUUGAAUUGAACGAAGCCUUCAAUCAACGUUUCCUAAAGGCUUCGACUAUAGAUGUCGCUCGCAAGUUCAGACAAUUGUUGGCCGAGUUCCACAACUGCAAGUACUUGUACCUGGUGCUUCAGGAGUUCAAUCGACAGCUGAGUCUGUGUCAAGACGACAAUAACUUUGGUGCUGAUAUCAAGGUCGCUCUAGUACAUAUGUACGAGCAACCAGUUGUUGUGAUUGGCAGAUUGUUUAAGAAGAAGAUGUGUUUGGAGAGGACGUCGUUCUUCGACCACUUAGAUGAGAUGAUUCUGGACGACUACAAGGUGGGAGCUGGAUUACUGUUCACUAUAACGUCGUUGAUGGACAAGACCAAGUAA
Molecule: messenger RNA, 1334 nt
Organism: Bursaphelenchus okinawaensis
Lineage: Eukaryota; Metazoa; Nematoda; Chromadorea; Rhabditida; Aphelenchoididae
Source: the annotation of a GenBank genome assembly